Gekko japonicus is the source of this 1215-nucleotide messenger RNA. It is a transcript of the gene FEZF1, whose product is annotated as FEZ family zinc finger 1. NCBI's taxonomy places the organism in Eukaryota, Metazoa, Chordata, Lepidosauria, Squamata, Gekkonidae. Gene Ontology annotation, molecular function: voltage-gated potassium channel activity; DNA-binding transcription factor activity; RNA polymerase II cis-regulatory region sequence-specific DNA binding. The transcript is spliced from 4 exons. Gene Ontology annotation, cellular component: membrane. The record is from RefSeq and is a predicted model, not a curated record. Gene Ontology annotation, biological process: potassium ion transport; regulation of transcription by RNA polymerase II. Bases 1 to 1215 code for a protein of 404 amino acids.
AUGGACAAUAGCGGGCGACCGCAGGCGCAGCAGCAUCACCCCCCGACGGUUGCCAAGGGCCUGAGCGCGCCACCUCGGGGCAACAUGCUGAGCGCUUCCAAGCCGCUGGCCUUCUCCAUCGAGAGGAUCAUGGCCAGGACGGCCCCGGAGCCCAAAGCCCUGCCGCUGCUGCCCCACUUCUUGCAGGGCGGGGGAGCCCCCAAGGGCAGCGGCGGAGAGCCCGUCAAGGCGCCGCCGCCGCCGCUCAGCCUGGGGCCCUCCAUCCCGUGCAUGAUCCCCUUCGUGCCGCUGGCCUACGAGCCCUUAGCCAAGCCUCCGGCCGAGCUGAGCCCCCUGCAGCACCACCACUACAAGCUGGUCCGGCCCCGCGUGGUCAACCACUCCUCCUUCCACGCCCUGGGCGCCCUGGGCUACUUCGGCCGGGCCGCCGACCCGCCGCCGCCGUCCAGCCUGGGCCUCCACCCGGUGGCCUCCUAUUUCCUGGGAUCGCCGCUCUCCGGCCCAGCGCCCGCCUUGCAAGCCCCGACGGCGGCGCCCAAGGCCUACCUGGAGGAGAGGAACAAGCUGCAAGCGCUGCAGGCCGGCCCGGACAAGUACCCGCCGGCGGCUUUCAAGGACUUGGCCGCCGCCCAGCCCCACAGCGCCGCCGCCGCCGCAGCAGCCGCCGCCGCCGCCGCCGCUCACCUGCUGGCCGCAGACAAGCUGCCCUUCAAGGGCGUCGCGGCCGACUUCAGCCGCGGCUCGCCCAGCGCCAAGCCCAAAGUCUUCACGUGCGAGGUCUGCGGCAAGGAGAAGCCCCACAAGUGCAACCAGUGCGGGAAAGCCUUCAACCGGAGCUCGACCUUGAACACCCACACGCGGAUCCACGCCGGCUACAAGCCCUUUGUCUGCGAGUUCUGCGGGAAAGGCUUUCACCAAAAAGGCAACUACAAGAACCACAAGCUGACGCACAGCGGCGAGAAGCAGUUCAAGUGCAAUAUCUGCAACAAGGCCUUCCACCAGGUGUAUAACCUGACCUUCCACAUGCACACCCACAACGACAAGAAGCCCUUCACCUGCCCCACCUGCGGCAAAGGCUUCUGCAGGAACUUUGACCUCAAGAAACACGUCCGCAAACUGCACGACGCCGGCGGCAGCGGCCCUUUGGGGCUGCCUCGAACCCCUGGCGAGCCGGAGCCUCCGCCCCAGCCUCCGCCGCUGCUCCACCAUCCGUGA